GCACUAGUAAUUUCCAACAGCCUAAUCAAAAUAGUCCGCUUAAUAGAAAAAAAGUAUUUAGGGUUCAUCUGUGCAGUAUAUUACACGCACUCGGAAAGAAAUGGCCCGAUAUCACCACAAUAUAAGAAGAGUUAGGAGCUUCUCGUUGCUGCAUCUUCUGGAACUUCUGAAGGACAGCGAGCGCCAAGCACUGACGCAGAUUCGCAAUGGAGCAGAAUCAUCUGCCUGUGGUGAUAGCACUGGCAAUCUGGGUGAGCUGCACGAUGAUUGCAUCGCAAGGACAGGCGCCCAAAUCGGCAUGGGUGGCACUGGAAACCGGUUCUCAGAAGCUGCAGAUACAAGACGGUCAACCGCAGGAUGCAGACUUCUCUUCUGACUCACCUCAACUACCCGUCGCGUGGGGCACCUUCAAGAACGACAUAAACGAGAGCGGAUGGGCGUUCCUUCAAAUCGAGACCAAUGAACGUGCGAAGGAUGAAGUCCAAGCAUAUGCAGCAGGGGCCCUGGAGGCGUACCUCACGCGGCAACUGAUCGAGAAUCACUGGACCAACAUGUUCGGAGGGUACUGCGACAGCCAACCCGAGUACUGCCGCGAUUUGAAGAAAUUUUUCGACGAGAACAACAAAUACUCCCAACAGCAGCAGCACCUCCGAAGACAUAACGAGUCGUUCUGGAACAUGGUCUAUCUUCAAAUGAAGCAACUGGCGGGUCUCAGCGACGAGUUGGAAAACAAGACCCUAGACUUUUCAAAUGAGGUGACUGAUGCCCCGAGAGCUCAGUUCCUCAACGCUCAGGGAGACAUCCAGGAUUUGGAACACGGCCUGGGACGGGAGGAAGACUUCUAUUCAAUCGAUCAGAUAAUGGCUUGCUCGGCCGUAGUCAAGGUCGUAGGAGACUCAGAGGGCCUGUAUUUUGGCCACGACGCCUGGUUCGUUUAUCGAGCCAUGCUGCGCUUCCAGAAACAUUACAUUUUCCCCUGGCACCUCACGGCUCUCCAGACGGAACCAGAGGACGUUGUUCCAGGCCACACGUGGACCAUAUCGUCUUACCCUGGGAUGCUGAUGUCGUGGGACAGCUUUUACCUCACUUCUGGAGGGCUCGCUAUCACGGAGACACAAUUGUUGAACGACAAUCAGGAGCUGCACAAGCUGGUCACUCCUAGCGGAGGAAUCCUUGCAUGGGUAAGGGCAGCAGUCUCAUCUCGCCUCGCCAAGUCCGGUGAAGAGUGGGUGCGCACAAUGGCAACGGAAAACAGCGGAACAGGAAACAGUCAAAAUUUAGUUCUAGACUACAAGCUCUUCAGUCCUGGAAAGCCUAUCAGCAACGGGACACUUUUGCUCCUGGAACGAAUGCCGGGCAUUGCCAAAUUUGAAGACAUAAGUCAUGUACUUCGAGACAGCAAAUAUUUUGCUGGCUAUAACGUGGCAUAUUUUCCUGAAAUAUUUGAAAUGACAUCGCAACCAGAAAGUGUGGAGAAAUAUGGUGACUACUACUCCUACGAGAACAGCCCACGCGCCAAGAUGUUCCAGAGAGACAAUGGCAACCUUACAGACAUGGACUCCGUCGUAGCAUACCUGAGGUACAAUGACUACAAGAACGAUCCACUGUCGCAAUGCAACUGCACCCCACCGUACAAUCCGGUCUACGCCAUCGCAGCGCGCACUGACCUGCUUGACGCCAACGGACAGUACGACGUCCCAGGGAUGCACCGGCGGGCUGUCGGUGGCAUUGACGCCAAGGUGACAAGUCAUGAACUGUUUCCGUCGCUGGAGUUUGUCGGUGAGAGUGGGCCCACGUGGAGGACCCAGCCACCGUUCCAGUGGAGCACCAGCGGACUGGGAGGCAGCCACGUCGGGCAACCGGACAAAUGGCAGUUCAAGCCUGUUCAACACAAAUGGGAACCGGCGAGGCGCACCAGCGCGAGCAGCUGAAGGCCGCUAGGAGCGGUCGUGUUUCGGUGGCUGGGCGGUGACUUUACACAAAUAAAGACAUACUCUCGCGCUUUA
Molecule: messenger RNA, 2006 nt
Organism: Dermacentor andersoni
Lineage: Eukaryota; Metazoa; Arthropoda; Arachnida; Ixodida; Ixodidae
Product: putative phospholipase B-like 2
Biological process (GO): phospholipid catabolic process
Cellular component (GO): extracellular region
Molecular function (GO): glycerophospholipase activity
Source: RefSeq, a predicted model, not a curated record